Molecule: messenger RNA, 4982 nt
Organism: Hydractinia symbiolongicarpus
Lineage: Eukaryota; Metazoa; Cnidaria; Hydrozoa; Anthoathecata; Hydractiniidae
Product: myosin light chain kinase 3-like
Exons: 14
Coding region: 1549-3849 (766 amino acids)
Biological process (GO): positive regulation of apoptotic process; intracellular signal transduction; protein phosphorylation
Cellular component (GO): nucleus
Molecular function (GO): protein serine/threonine kinase activity; ATP binding
Source: RefSeq, a predicted model, not a curated record
GUUUUAAAUUGUUUAAAGUAAAAUUAGUAUUAGUUUUCAAUCAACUUUAUGUCGCUAACUAACACCACAAAAACUGGUCCUGAAAAUGUACGUUUAAAAUAACACAUGAAAUGUUUAUCAAACGAAUUUUUCGUAACUUUUAUUGCUUUGUAGUCCUUGAAUCAACAUGCUCUAUAAACAUUGUUUAUUAUUCAUUAACUCGUCUCUAGUCACGUGACUCUGUAUAUCUGUAUAAAGUUAUUGUACGUCGUAGUUACUUAGCGGGCCGACGAGGUAAAGAGGGGUUAAAACUUUUGACGUUAUGUGUAUGAUUCAUGUUAAUGUUGGCUCAUACGUAAGCACUCUUUCAAUGUUACAGUAUCAAAGUAGGCUCAAAUUAUAUCAAAGUUACCGACUUGUCUUGAAAUUAUUAUAGUGUGUUGAUGAAGACGUUUAGAUACGCUGAUUUCUGUUUCAAGUAAUCAUGUUAAUUAUAUUUUUAAUGAGUGCGAGGACAGUAGCUGAAUUGUGGUGUUGAAAUUGUGAACUUUACUCAGACGUCAUAUGACUAGAGAUGAUAAAAUUCACUAUCGCACUGACAAGAUAUGCUGGUUUAAUUCAAAUGUCUUGCUUUAUCUUUUUUUCUCACUGCGCAUGUUUUUUUGUUAUUCCUUAUUCUUUUUUCCUAAGUGUAAUCAAUAUAAUCAAGAUCUAUAGCGUAAAUCAAUCCUUAAUGGGAUGCCUAUUCUGUGUUACAGCUAGUAGCAUUUCUCAUACGCAUCAUUUCAACCUGAAAUACAGAGAUUGAAACUGUCCAAAAAUGUUUAUUCAACAGCCAUUACAAGCUCGAGAGGAUAGGACUUGAUGGAGAUAAGUUAGGCUGGUGUGAAUAUGUUCCACCUGCUGUCUACUCCUCUGGUUUUUACGUCAAAUGUUUCAUGGAAAUAGUGAACACAUCUUGCUUGAUGAAGGUUAACACAGACCGUGUGUGACCAUCAAUACUUUAUCCCUACACGUUGUCUAGCAAACAGAAAAUUAUUUUUUUCCUCGAGUUAGAAGGAGUAUUAUAUUUAAUUAAGUGUCUAAUUGAAUUCAUUGUGUAAACACAAGCCGUCAUUAAAAUGUUUAUAGGCGAGCAUUUUUAUUUGAAUGGACAUCGAGAAUAAAUAAAGAGUAUUGUUGGGCUGUAGCAGAAACUCGAGUACUACUGAUACUAUGAUGAUUUUGACGAUCAUUUUAGAACUAUAUUCAGUUACAACUUUAAGUUCUUACUUCCUUCUUCCUGUCUUACUUUCUUUCUUGUUUGUUUGUUUGUUUGUUUGUUUGUUUGUUUGUUUGUUUGUUUGUUUGUUUGUUUUUAUUAAUUUAUUUUUUUGUUUAAUUAUUUUUUCUUUGCUAUUUAGCUAUUUAUCCGUUUUAUAUUUCCUUCUUACUAUCUCGAGUGCAAUACAGGGAACUAGCUGUAUAAACCAAGAGGGUUGUCGCCCGAAAGUGCAUCCUUAACACAAAGGAUAGUAAAAAAACAAAAACAAGAAGGUUUGGUUGUUACCAACUUCUGCUGACCUAAGCAUGACGUCGACAGUUACUCGAGUAAAUCAGCGGUUUGGUGCACACGAUAAAGGAGACAGAAGCCGUGGAGGGAUUAGAGAGCGUUCGUAUUGUGAUAUCGAAAGUAGAAAGAAGUUCUUCGAUCGAGAUAACAGUAACAACAUACCAAGGAGGAGAAGAGUUGUCGAAAAUGAUGAACCGCCGAAAGCUUCCCUGUUGAAAUACGAAGUCCGAAAACUUGUUGAUCUAAGAAAAGUCAGUAAUAAUUUUGAAGCAGCGAUAAAAGACAGACCAGAUAACGGGCAAGUUAUCUCUAAUAAUCUUGACCCAGCUUUAAAAGAGAGACAGGGGUGUAAAAAAGAAUGUGAAAACUCUUUUGAAAAACCUCUUGAUCGAAAUAAACAAAAUAAGAAGAGAGAAAAAAUGACGGCAGACGAGAGCUGUGUGUUUUGUAAACAGUAUCAAAAACAGUUGAAAGAAAUGGAAGAAGAAUUCGAACGCGAGAAGAAAGAAAACGAAGCAAAAUUUAUUCAACUAGAACAAAAGUUAGACCAAUCUGUCACCGAAAGGGAAGACUUCAACAAAAAAAUAAAAAAACUUCAAAAAGAAGUCAAGAAAAUUGAAUCUACUUUAGACGAAGAAAAAAUGCAGACCAGACGGUUGGGAAUAAAACUAGAGGACGCAAAUUACGAAAUUGGCCGACUGCGGCAAGAGCUAAUCACUACACAGUUAGAGAAUGAAAAAAUUGUUGAAGAAAACGAAGACUUAGCUGUAGAUAAUGAAGACUUGAUAAAAGAGAGAGACGAGAUUAUAACGAUAUAUGACGAAUUAUACCGAGAAAGCGAAAGGUUGAAACACGAGGUGAAAAUUUGGAAGUCGAUCCUUGGUAAUAACACCGAAGGUUUAACGAAUGAUUUGCCGUCAGCCGAAGAAAAUCAUGCAGAAAAAGAGCUCUUAGAGGAAGAAGAAGAUGAGGUAGUUAUACUGGAGAUAGAAGAAGAUACGUCUCUUUUACUGCCAUCACGUCAUGACGUUACGAUGAAAAAAGGGGAUCCCAAUAAAAUGUUUGAAAUGGCGGACGAGCUAGGACGAGGAAAAUUCGGAAAAAUAUACAAAGCUGUGGAAAAAUCAACCGGAGAUAUAUACGCUGCCAAGUAUAUUAAAGUUACAUCCAAACUGCGUGAGGAUGUGUUGAAUACUGUGGAGAUCAUGAAAAAACUUCAUCAAGUUCGAUUAAUGAAUGUCAUUGAUGUUUACGAUUUGGGCGCGCAAAUUAUCAUAAUUCAAGAAUAUGUGAGCGGUGGAAUGCUAUUUGAACGGAUUAUUGCAAAGCAAUCACUCACGGAAGCGGAUUGUGUUGGUUACAUGAAACAGAUACUGCAAGGGCUUUGUCACAUGCACUCAAAAAAUAUCUGCCAUCUUGAAUUAAAGCCUGAAAAUAUAGUUUGUGUAAACAGUGAAACUAUGGAUAUAAAACUAAUCGACUUUGGUCUUGCGAAACAACUUGAAAACAAAAAAGAUAUCAAGGUCACGGCCGGGUCACCGGAAUUUGUUGCUCCUGAAAUCUUAAGUUUUGACCCAGUCUCCUUGGCUAGUGACAUGUGGAGUGUUGGUGUCUUGGCUUAUGUGAUGUUGAGUGGUAUAUCUCCUUUUAUCGGUGAAGACGACAACGAUACUUUGUUGAAUGUAUCAUGUGGAGAAUAUGAGUUCCCAGGUGACACGUUUGAACACAUUUCGAACGAUGCGAAACAGUUCAUAGAUUCUCUGUUGGUUAGUAACCCGAAAAAACGUGCCAAUGUAGUAGCAUGCCUGACUCACACGUGGAUGAAGGCCAACCCUCAGUCGAAGAAUAUUAAAAUAGAUCUUGAGAAUAUGAAAACAUUUUUGGAGAAAAGAAAAGACAAGCCAAACGUAAGUGCAGUUCGAGCAAUUCGACGCUUCAGCUCCUUCGGAGUCGGUCACGGCACCUUGAACUCUCGAACAAAUCCCAUGAUGAAAACUGGUUCAUCAAGAUUACUCGCUGUCCCAAAUGCAUUGCAGGCAACAGCAAUAAGCGAGGAGAAUGAAGAAAAUGAGGAAGACCAAGUAAACAAUAACAUUUCAAACGGACCAAUGGUAAAGAUAACACGUGAUAGCAUUGAUUCGAUAGCCUCGACCAAUCGCAGUAGAGCUAACAGUUCUGAUCGUUCGGUUGAUAUACCGGAAGAUACAACGACACCAGACGGUCUUAGACAAUACCUGCAAAGGAUGAUAUCCGAGGGCCACCUACCUGGAAGCAACGGACCGCCAAAUAUGAACGAGCAUAGUGAUGAUGAAAGAUAAGGUUACCAUGGAAACUUAUAUGGUUUUUUUCUACACAAAUUUUAUUUAUAUGCCAUAUUUAUAACCUGUUUAAACAAUAUCUUUUCGCAUACGUAGUAUUUUUAAUUACGUCAUGAUUGUCUGUUAACUGUUUUGUACAAGUUUAAUAAAAAAAUUGUAAAUAGCAUUUUGUUUUUAUGUUCGCGCGAAGAAUGUUCUUUCUCCAACCUAUCCCAGCCACUUAAAGCAGGACAGUGGCAAUUUUAAGCAAAGUGGUCAAAAGUCAAACUUAUAAUUUAGGACACUAUAACGACUUGUUAGCGAUAAGUCCAUUAAGAAGUUAUAUCUUCCCGCUGCUGAUUUUUAGUCCUUCUCCGAUCUUCUAAAAAUUACGUAACUCCCAUUUUGUUCUGUUCUUUAUCCUCUUAUGACAUACUAUACAAUGUACAAUUUUGCGACAAUAACGGGAUCUAAUUGCGGAAUAUUUUCAAAACAAAUCUGCUAUGUAACAAAAAAGAUGCGACUUCUGCACAUUCCUUUAAACCAACAACCCCACCCCCAUAGCUCAAAUUCACAUAAAAAAAGGUCAAGGUAAAAAAGGAGAAAGAAAAAUAGAAACCAAACACCAUUUGUUUUUUUAGACGGUACAUGGUUAAUAAGAGCAUAUAAAAAUUUCAAACUUGAUUGGACGUCAGUAAGUUUCGAUUGAAUUAUAACAGUUAAAUCUAUCUAUAUAUGUAUCUGUCUGUCUGUGGCAAUUAUAUUUACUCCAAUGUUUUUUAAAUCGUCCAUGAAACAUCCCCGUACAAAAAUGUUUCGUAUUUUAUAAAUGCCUAGUUUACGUUUUUAAUUGGCUAGAACAAAUCAUGUGAUAAAACAAAAUGAUUUCAUUAGUUGGGAAUUCUAUUGUAUGCUAAUUUAAUUUGUACCGUGAUGAGAGUAUUGUUAUAUAUACAACCAACCUUACACACCACUACAACCAACCAACACACCACUAAGACCAACCAACACACCACUACAACCAACCUUACACACACUACUACAACCUACCAACACACCACUACAACCAACCAACACACCACUACAACCAACCCACACACCACUACAACCACUCAACACACCACUACAACCAACCUUACACACACUACUACAAC